UAAAAGAAAAGCUCAAAACAUCAACACAGGAUACGAUACAAUCCUAAAUUUUUCAUUAUUUUCGGUAUUUCCCCGCAUUUUCCUUAAACUAAAAAUGGCCCAAAAAACUCCUACAAAAACUCCUGUAACAAUUUUGCAGGAAAAGUGUGUUAAGGAAAAGAGGAAUGUUCCAAUUUAUCAAGAAAUUCCCAGUGGAGAAGAAAAAGUUUUUACAAUUCAAGUUGAGGCUCUUGAUGUGGUAGCGGUAGGCAGUGCUCGAUCGAAGCAGGAAGCAAAGCACCUGGCAGCCAGUAAUUUGUUAGCACUUAUAGAGAACGACUCGGAAACGUACGUGGUUCCUUUUAAGAAGGUUGCUGAAACAGACUACGUUGGCACACUCCUGGACAUCUGUGUGAGCAGGAAUUUCCCCAUAGCGCAAUUUGUGCAGGUGGAUGCCUGUGGACCAUCCCAUGCUCCAUCCUUCACGUUCAAGUGCGAAGUAGCCAAGAUGCAGAAAACUGCAACACAUUCCACGAAGAAGGGUGCCAAGCAGCUGGUGGCGAAGGAAAUGAUUGACCUCAUCCAGCAGAUGUAUCCGGAUGACAAGAAGGUUCUCGUCCGCGUAGCUGAUGCCAUGGACCAUGAGCAGGAGAGAACAGAUGGAUUGUUCAAGAGCUACCGCGAAUGGAAGAAUUCCGAUGCAAAAGUCCUUCCGGGUGUUAAACUUGCGGACAGGCACAAUUUCUUCGUGAACGUUGAGCCACAGAAGUAUGCCAAUGCAAUAGCUGUGCUACAGAUGAAUGAGCCAGAUGAGGAGAAGGCAUUCCUCCUGGCAAAAGCCCUCGGAUUUGAGCUUAUUGUCACGCCGGAGAUUGAUACGAAUGGUCCGUAUCUUAUUGUGGAGAUGGAUUGCGACUUCGAGACAGUUCACAUUGGUCGUGAGGACCAAGUUUUCAGAGAAUUCCUGUCCUAUAUGAGAGUUAUGCUCAAUAAAUCCUACCUAUAAAGUCUAUCUCUCCCCCAAUUGACGCAUAUAAAUUUCCCUGAUUAAUGAAGCUAAUUUGUAAACCAAUUUUCGGCCGUGAAUACUGAAAUACACAGAUACACAAUGAAUUAACAUAAAA
Lutzomyia longipalpis is the source of this 1103-nucleotide messenger RNA. RefSeq names its product RISC-loading complex subunit tarbp2 (gene r2d2). NCBI's taxonomy places the organism in Eukaryota, Metazoa, Arthropoda, Insecta, Diptera, Psychodidae. The transcript is spliced from 2 exons. The record is from RefSeq and is a predicted model, not a curated record. The coding region runs from base 95 to 985 and encodes 296 amino acids.